AUGAAACAGGGGAUAAGGCGGGCAGAUAGAGUUAGGCCAACCCCUGAAGAGAUAAUGGUAUGGUCCGAAUCUGUGGACAGCCUGCUGGCUCAUAAAUCUGGUCAGGCUGCCUUCAGAACCUUCCUCAAAAAAGAAUUCAGCGAUGAGAACAUUGAUUUCUGGCUGGCUUGUGAGGACUACAAGAAAACAAAGUCUGCUACAAAACUGGCGUCCAAGGCCAAGAAGAUUUAUUCGGAAUUUAUAAAAUCUAAUGCCCCUAAAGAGAUUAACAUUGAUUUUGUAACACGAGAAGCUAUCACCAGAAACAUUGGCACGCCGACCCACUCCAGCUUUGACAUGGCACAGGAAGUCAUCUAUAGCCUGAUGGCGAAGGAUUGUUAUCCCAGAUUCCUGAGAUCAGACACCUACCUGGAAUUAUUGAAGAGUUCAGGCUGUUCGUCUUCUGAAAUUACGCAGAGUGAAGAGCGGGUAACCAGCCCUUAACACCUAUAGUGAGCUGCAAC
Molecule: messenger RNA, 503 nt
Organism: Callorhinchus milii (elephant shark)
Lineage: Eukaryota; Metazoa; Chordata; Chondrichthyes; Chimaeriformes; Callorhinchidae
Product: regulator of G protein signaling 21
Exons: 5
Coding region: 1-483 (160 amino acids)
Source: RefSeq, a predicted model, not a curated record